This is a messenger RNA of Osmia lignaria (orchard mason bee), 2606 nucleotides long. Its product is annotated as fork head domain-containing protein L1. Gene Ontology annotation, molecular function: RNA polymerase II cis-regulatory region sequence-specific DNA binding; DNA-binding transcription factor activity, RNA polymerase II-specific. Lineage: Eukaryota; Metazoa; Arthropoda; Insecta; Hymenoptera; Megachilidae. The record is from RefSeq and is a predicted model, not a curated record. Gene Ontology annotation, biological process: anatomical structure morphogenesis; regulation of transcription by RNA polymerase II; cell differentiation.
UAAGUUUAUUUUUUGCGAUUUAUUUGGGGGGGGGGGCCAAAGACCAAGCCUCGGCGAAACGGUUUACCCGAAACGCGGAUCUGCGGCAGUCUGUGAAUUUUCCCACACUCGUAAAACGUCGCAAAGGCAACAAUCUGAAACCGGCCGGGCAACCGACAGACGCCUGCCGAUUUUGUCAAUAAGGAACGAUUGUUUAGAUUCAACCGGGUACGAGGCAGUAAAACGAAACGAUCUGCAAACAGGUCCGUCUGUGUUCACGAAGCCUUUUCAACCAAUGAAGAGGUAAAGGCUUCUGCGGUUAGCCAAUGCGGAUCCACGACGAACGUGUCAACUAAUAUAAUUUUUACAUUUCUUCAUUAAAAACAGCGUAAUCGUUCGUUAAGAUCAGCCGUUAGGUUGGAUCGUUAAAAUACACAAGUGACUUUCUUUCGGAACGAAGAUUAUUUUUACCAUCUGUUUUAGCUUCUCCGAAUGUUUUUCUUACUUACACCUUCAGAAUGAUUUAAGGAACGCAAAACAGGGGCGCAGGAUUAACGCGUCGAAGACAAUUUUGGCUGUUUUUCGAAGAACAUUCCGAGGAUGUUCCAAAACGACCCAAGUACUUUUCGUUUGAAUAUGUGAACGAAAUCCGUCGGUUCCUUCCGCCGUCAAGACCGCGGUGAUUUGUUUCUUAAUAUUUCAAGAUGGAACCAGCCUCGAAGGACGGCAGUAGGAACGGUGUGCAAACAAAUAACCACGUUUCUUCCCUCGUCUCUUCAUCUCUCCCCACGUUUCAUCAUCAAAAGCUUCAGCUUCUCAUCUUUGAAAACACAGUUAAAAAUGUGGACAGUGGAGACAAUCGUACGUGUGGAUAUCACUUCAAAAAUAUCCUGGAAUUCUAAUCAACUGGAUGAACUAACAAACAAUAAUCAUGGGAUAAAAUUAACUAAUAAAGUUUCCAGAAGAAAGAUCAAUUUUCACUGUAUUCGGUAUAAGAAUACAAAUAUAUUUGAAUUAAAAAUAUUCUAUUAGCUAUAAAAUAUUAGUAAAGAAAGCUUUAAAUAUUAAUAUGUUAUUUAACAAAUUUGGUAGGUCUUCCUUUGGUUAUUCCUUUCAAUAUUGCACUGAUAAUUCAAUUACAUUAACGAAAUAUACGUUUUUCAAUUUUCAAUCUUCCAAAGUCAUUGCUCUGGAUAUUUUUCCAAAGUGAAAGUCACCCCGUCCGCGAGGGGAGCCCCAUCUCGAAGAGGAAGACAAGAGCGGUUCCAAGAAGCGGCACAGUUUCGGUAUAAUUACCGCAACUUUGUUUACGUAUCGGCUCGUUUACUGCCGGCCGUGGGUGUUGGGACAGCAUAUGUGUAAACAGCAAUAAAACAUGUACCACGGUCCCGGAUAGGUAACCCACGCCUCCCUCGCGUGGUUACGCGCAAACGGCAAUUCUCCGGAAAGCCGCGAUGGGCGGAGCUGGACCAUCCUCUAGUAGAUCCUCGUGUCAAAUUAAACACCCUUCGUUAGAGAAUUCCUCUAACCGACCGCAAAUCUUACUCAGUCCUCGACGAACCAGAAUCUGGACUACUUCGAUGCGGUUUAACGCUCUUCUCUCCAUCAAAGUUUUCCAUCGAUUCAUUUCAUUAAAAAUCGCACGUUUGCAAUAGAAGAAUACUGCUGGGAGCAUUUCAGUAAGAGAUUCUCCUAGAACGUGGGACCGGGAACAGCCCAAUUUAAACUAUGUUUGUUAAAGAGAUAGUGUCUGCGAUUAGUUUUGUUUAAUCCAUCAACAGUUUCAACGUAAGAGGAAAGAUGUAGAAUUACAUAGUGCAAGUGAAAUCAGAAUUUGCAACGUGAAUUUAAAUAUCGAGCGCAGUUACAAUGGAUUCGAAUGUCCAAGAUCAUCCCUGUAGCGUGUCCAAAGCGUACGGAUGUGACUUAUGGAGAAGCUAUGAAUUAUGGAAUAUGGAUGAAGUCUUUCCUACGAUGUGCCCUUUGCCAAGUUACUACAACCUGGUGCCCAGUAUGGUGAACUCGAGGAACGUACCCCUUUCGUGGGGCCUCCCUCUGAUGAGAUACAAGCCGCAGCCUCGUUACGAGAAACCACCGUACUCUUACAUAGCUCUGAUAGCCAUGGCUAUCAAUUCUUCGCCUAAACAAAGACUGACCUUGUCGGGCAUUUACAGAUUCAUUAUGGACAGGUUUCCUUACUACAGGGAGAAUCGUCAGGGAUGGCAGAAUAGUAUCAGACACAAUCUCAGCUUGAACGAUUGUUUUGUUAAGAUACCAAGAGACAAAGUGGUUGGUAACGGUAACGAGGAAGAUCAGGCUGGAAAAGGUAGCUACUGGACCUUAGACCCCUCUGCUAGUGGGAUGUUUGAACACGGUAAUUACAGAAGAAGAAGAAUGAGAAGACAACGAGGAAUCGUGCAAGGUAUCAUCGAAGCUUUUGACCAAUUUCAAGCACCAAGAAAGAAACGAGAAAGCAACUGAAAUGAUUGAGACAAAAGACAGCAAGGAUAACUCACGAAAUAUGAAAAAAUACAGUGAAUCAAUGUUCACUAUUGAAAAUAUACUACGAAAAUCUACGAAUUAGGUUUAACGCGUUAACAUUUACUUCGACAAGAUUUAUAAUUUAU